Molecule: messenger RNA, 651 nt
Organism: Penicillium verrucosum
Lineage: Eukaryota; Fungi; Ascomycota; Eurotiomycetes; Eurotiales; Aspergillaceae
Exons: 2
Coding region: 1-651 (216 amino acids)
Biological process (GO): cytoskeleton-dependent cytokinesis
Cellular component (GO): cytosol; cell division site; microtubule cytoskeleton
Molecular function (GO): molecular adaptor activity; GTP binding; GTPase activity
Source: RefSeq, a predicted model, not a curated record
AUGUCAUUCCUGUCAUUGGAAAGGCCGAUUCACUCACCCCCCGCCGAAUUGGCUGAGUCCAAGAAGCUGAUCAUGGAGGACAUUGAACACUACCGCAUUCCCGUCUACAACUUCCCCUACGACAUCGAGGAGGAUGAUGAGGAUACCGUGGAGGAGAAUGCCGAGCUCCGUGGACUCAUGCCUUUUGCUAUUGUCGGCUCCGAAGAUUUUGUUGAGAUUGACAACCGGAAAGUGCGCGCGCGCCAGUACCCAUGGGGUGUUGUCGAGGUUGAGAACCCUCGUCACUCGGACUUCCUGGCUAUCCGUAGCGCUCUGCUCCACAGCCACUUGGCUGAUCUGAAGGAGAUCACUCACGACUUCCUCUAUGAGAACUACCGUACUGAGAAGCUUAGCAAGAGCGUCGAUGUUGGAUCUGGUGGCUAUGAUUCUGCUAUGAACCCCGAGGAUCUUGCCUCCCAGUCUCACCGCCUCAAGGAGGAGCAGCUCCGUCGCGAGGAGGAGAAGCUCCGUGAGGUUGAAAUCAAGGUACAGCGUGAGAUUGCCGAGAAGCGACAGGAGCUGUUGGCUCGCGAGAGCCAGCUCCGAGAGAUCGAAGCUCGCAUGCAGCGUGAGCAAAGCCAGGGCGGCGAAGCAGCCAACGGAGAGGCCUAG